CAGAGCUCCAGCACUUCCCCUUCACUUGCAGCACUGAGUGUGAGCUGCACUCUGCCAGCCCUGGGAUUAAUAGCAGUUGAGAGCACACACUGGAGGGUGCACAUAUCUGGGAGCAUUGCUGCAAACUUUUCUAGUUGCUGUGGGGUCAUUGGCAUUUACUAAUGAGCUGGGGCUCCGGGGAUGUACGCUCUACACAUCAUGCACAUGAAGAGAAUGCUCUAUUGCUGGGACAAGUUAAGCAUUGAUUAUUAAUCUAGGUGCAGUAGAAACCCAUCGUGCCCUGGAGAGGAAGAUUUUCAAGGGUCUUACAGAGAUGGAAGCAGAGGGUCACCAUGGACCUACUGUGGAAAGCAGCAAAGAUUCCGACCGCCAGCUGAGGCUUAGACUGUGUGUGCUCAAUGAGAUCCUCAGCACAGAGAGGGACUAUGUGGGGACCCUGCACUUUCUACAAUCUGCGUUCUUGCACAGGAUUAAGCAGAAUGCUGUUGACAAAGCUGAGAACUUCAUCUCAGAGGAGAAUGUUAAGAUCCUGUUUUCUAACAUUGAAGAUAUCCUGAAAGUACACAAAGAAUUUUUGGAUGCAUUGGAGUUAAAUUUACAGCCAGAACCUCAAUCCCAACAUGAGCUUGGAAAUGUUUUCUUAAAGUUUAAAGACCGCUUCUGUGUCUACGAAGAAUAUUGCAGUAAUCACGAAAAAGCUCUAAGACUGCUCAUAGAAUUAAACAAAAUUCCAAAUGUCAGAGCCUUUCUUUUGAGCUGCAUGCUGCUCGGGGGCAGAAGGACAACUGACAUUCCUCUAGAGGGUUAUCUGCUCACUCCAAUCCAGAGAAUUUGUAAAUAUCCUCUGCUUCUCAAGGAGCUGGGUAAAAGAACUUCGUCAAAACAUCCAGACCACCAGGCUGUUCAAAAUGCACUGCAGGCCAUGAAAACCGUCUGCAUUAAUAUCAACGAAACCAAACGGCAGAUGGAGAAGCUGGAAGCCCUGGAACACCUACAGUCUCACAUAGAAGGAUGGGAGGGAUCCAAUCUAACAGACAUCUGUACACAGCUUCUUCUCCAGGGAACCUUAUUAAAAAUAUCUGCUGGAAAUAUUCAAGAACGAAUGUUUUUUCUUUUUGACAACUUGCUUGUCUAUUGCAAGAGGAAAUCUAGAGUUGCUGGAAAGAAGUCAACUAAACGCACAAAGUCUAUAAAUGGUUCUUUGUAUAUAUUCCGGGGGAGAAUUAAUACUGAGGUUAUGGAAGUUGAAAACGUGGAAGAUGGAACAGCUGACUAUCAUAGCAAUGGCUACACAGUGACCAAUGGGUGGAAAAUCCAUAACACAGCCAAGAACAAGUGGUUUGUCUGCAUGGCUAAGACAGCAGAGGACAAACAGAAAUGGAUGGAUGCUGUGCUUAAGGAGAGGGAGCAGAGAGAGAGUCUCAAGCUAGGGAUGGAAAGAGAUGCCUAUGUCAUGAUUGCAGAAAAAGGAGAAAAAUUGUAUCAUAUGGUGAGCAAGAAAUCCAAUCUCAUCAAAGACCGAAGGAGGAAGUUCAGCACCAUCCCCAAGUGCUUCUAUGGCAAUGAAUUUGUGUCCUGGCUUAUGGAGAAUGGGGAGAUAAGCAAAGCUGAAGAGGGGGUGAACUUGGGCCAAGCCUUGCUAGAGAACGGCAUCAUACAUCAUGUUUCAGAUAAACACCAGUUUAAGAACGAGCAGGUUCUGUAUCGUUUCCGAUAUGACGAUGGGACAUAUAAAGCAAGGAGUGAGUUGGAAGAUAUCAUGUCAAAGGGCGUGAGACUUUACUGCAGACUGCACAGCCUGCUGACUCCAGUGGUCAAAGACCGAGAUUACCACUUGAAGACCUACAAAUCAGUCGUUCCGGCCAGUAAACUCGUGGACUGGCUGAUUUCACAGGGAGAUUGUCAGACCCGCGAGGAAGCAGUGGCUCUUGGAAUUGGACUUUGCAACAAUGGAUUCAUGCACCAUGUUUUAGAAAAAAGUGAGUUCAAAGAUGAGUCUCAGUUCUUCCGAUUUCACGCUGAUGAGGAGAUGGAGGGGACCAGUUCCAAGAACAAGCAGCUGCGGAAUGACUUCAAGCUCAUUGAGAACAUUUUGGCAAAGACCCUCUUGAUCUUGCCUCAAGAAGAAGAUUAUGGAUUUGACCUUGAAGAAAAGAAUAAGACAAUAGUUGUUAAAUCUGUCCGUAAAGGGUCUUAUGCAGAGAUGGUUGGACUGCAAGUUGGUAGGAAGAUCUACAGCAUCAAUGAAGACUUGGUUUUUCUUCGUCCAUUUUCAGAAGUAGAGACCAUGUUAAACCAGUCGUUUUGUUCAAGGCGCCCAAUACGGAUUCUUGUUGCUACAAAGUCAAAAGAGAUUAUAAAGAUUCCAGACUGCUCCCAAGCUCUGUGCUUUCAGGUCAGGGGAUCAUCUCCACCAUAUAUUCAUGCUGUCGGAAGAGGUUCUCAGGCUGCCGCUGUUGGUCUUCAUCCCGGGCAAUGUAUUUUGAAGGUGAAUGGAAACAAUGUCAUUCUUGAUAGCCACUUGGAGGUUUUGGAGCACUUUGCAGCUUAUCGCAACAAUCCGGCAAACCCAUUGGGAUUGUUCCAAUGGAUCUACAGAACACAUGAAGAUGCAGAGGAGGACAGAGCUCAAAAAGCAACAACUGAUGAAUGUCUAAAUGGCAGUCUGUGUGAAGAUGGGAGUUCCACUCUCUGUAUAGACAGGGGUGAAACCUUACACGAGAGCCAAGCAGGUCUUAUACAGAACUUCUCUAACCAGCUUUGCGUGGAUGCACCAUUGAUCAACUUGACUGUGGAAAAUGUCUUCUUGGAGCAUGGAGUUGUAUAUGAAUAUAUGAACACUGGUGGCAUUAAGUGUCAUGUCCUGGAGAAAAUCAUUGAACCAAGGGGAUCAUUUAGCAUCACUGCCAAGAUUCUUAAAGCCUUUGUUGCGGAUGACAAUGAGUUUGUGAGCAACUGCAAGAGGCUAAUUGCCAUGAGUCGUUCAGUCAUGACCAUGCCGCAGUAUGAGUUCAGGCAGAUCUGCGACACUAAACUGGAAAACAUCACCAGGAGAAUAUCGAACUAUGAAGAGUUUGCAAAUGAACUCAAAAUAAAAGUUAGUCCAUGCUUUAAGCAAGCCACGACUGAACCGCACCCACUUCAAAGCAUGGAUUUCUGCCCUACAAACUGUCACAUAAAUCUCAUGGAAGUUUCCUAUCCAAAAAGCACUACGUCAGUUGGAAGGUCCUUCAGCAUUCGUUUCGGGAGGAAAAACUCCUUCUUUGGUCUUGAUCCAGAUCAAGUUGGUAAUUUAAAUCCGAUGACUUACUCCCAACAUUGCAUCGCUAGUAUGGUAGCGCCAGCCUGGAAAUGUCUGAACUCACAGGAAGCUGAGGGGAUCAAUGGCGGCUACAUGGAUGGCUGCUUUUCUCAGAUGAAUGGGGGCCUGAGCCAGGAGGAUAGGGGGCUCAGCUUUCUUCUGAAGCAGGAAGAUACAGAGAUUCAGGAUGCGUACCUACAGCUCUUCAACAAGUUGGAUGUAGCCGUCAAGGAAAUGAAGCAGUAUGUGACACAAAUAAAUAAGCUGCUGUCCACAAUAACAGAACCAAUAGAAUUAGAGCCACUUAGUGAGCCGGUUACCUCAGAAGGAACUCCUCCUCCCCCCUCAAUAAUGGCUGAGGAAGGUGACAUGGACAGAACCGAGCAUGGUGGGAUCAAGAAGGUUUGCUUCAAGGUUUCAGAGGAGGACCAGGAAGAUUCAGGUCAUGACACUGUUAGUUACAGAGACUCCUACAGUGAAUGUAACAGCAAUCGAGAUUCAGUCCUGUCAUAUACAAGUGUUCGAAGCAACAGCUCCUACCUGGGCAGCGACGAAAUGGGCUCUGGAGAUGAGCUUCCGUGUGACAUGAGAAUUCCAUCAGAUAAACAGGAUAAACUUCAUGGCUGCCUUGAACAUCUCUUUAACCAGGUGGAUUCAAUUAUUGCACUUCUCAAAGGAAACAUAAUGUCUAAAGCCUUCGAGGAAACAAAGCAUUUUCCAAUGGACCACAGCUUGCAAGAAUUUCAAAAGAAAGAGGAAUGGACAAUUAAGUGCAGGAGCAUGAUUCAGAUUAGUAUACGAGAAGAUCCCUGGAAUCUGCCUAAUUCUAUAAAAACCCUGGUGGAGAGUAUACAGAAAUAUGUUGAAGAUGGGAAGAAUCAACUUCUUCUGGCGUUACUGAAAUGCACAGAUACUGAGCUACAAGUAAGGCGAGAUGUCAUCUUCUGCCAGACGCUUGUGGCUGCAAUAUGUACUUUUACUGAGCAGCUUAUGGCCGCCCUCAACUACAGAUAUAACAACAAUGGGGAGUACGACGAGAACAGCAGAGAUGCAAGUAGGAAAUGGCUAGAACAGAUAGCGGUCACUGGUGUUCUGCUCAACUACCAAUCACUUCUGUCUCCUAAGGUGACAGAAGAGAGGGUGAUGCUUGAAGAUAUCAAAGUUACCUUGCUUGAACUGGACAAAGUGGUCUUUUAUUUCAAAGAAAUGGAUGAGACUUUAGUUGCAAACACUCCAGUUUUUCAUCAUAUAGAAGGAAGUCGGCAGUCCUUAAAAGUCAUAUUUUACCUCGACAGUUUCCAUUUCUCCAGGCUACCUACCAGAUUUGAGCAUGGGGGAAGUUUAAAACUACAAUCUGUUUUAUUUACAAAAGCUUUGGAAAGCUUGGAGGGCCAUUUUCAGCCUGGAACAAAUGCACCGCUGGAAGAACUACAACAGGAGAUUAAUGGACUUUCCAUGGAAAAAGUACAAAGUUACUACCGUAAACUCAGGGCAUUUUACCUUGAAAAAUCAACAGAUUCCAAUACCACAGCUAUUAAAAUUGACCAGCUAAUUCGUCCUAUAAAUGCACUGGAUGAAUUAUGUCGGCUAAUGAAGUCCUUUAUCAGCACAAAACAGCAGUCGGGAUAUUCCAUUAGUAAUAUAUCAGGGGCUGGGCUUUUACCCAUUUCCUCAGAACUCUGUUACAGACUUGGAGCUUGCCAGAUUGUAAUGUGUGGCACUGGCAUGCAGAGGAGUACGCUGAAUGUGUCCUUGGAGCAGGCAGCAAUAUUGGCUAGAAGUCACGGGCUGCUCCCAAAGUGCAUUAUGCAGGCUACAGACAUCAUGAGAAAACAGGGUCCUCGUGUAGAAAUCUCUGCAAAAAACUUGAAAGUAAUGGAUCAAAUGCCUCCGAAUGCACCUCGAAUAUACAGAUUAUGCCAGCCCCCUGUUGAUGGAGACUUCUGAGAACACAACGGAUGUGUUUUAAAAGGAUAUAACUCCAUCCUUCUGUAUAAUUUUCGGACAAGUAUGAAGGGACUUGCUAAAGCCAGAAAGACAGAUGUUGGUGCUUAACUGUUUCAUAACUCCUGAAAGCUAAAAUUUGGCAUGAAGCACAAGAACAAACUAUAUUUCUCUUGAUGAUUAUCUUGGUCUAGUGGCGUUUGGAAGCCUUAAUCCCUGGGACAGUAUUCUGCCAUGGACCUAUGCCCUUACAGAUUGACAAUUAGACCAAGUCAUGUGGACGUCCAACAUUGGAUACACUGCUAAGAGAAAACCCAAGAAAUAGACUUGAUUCUUUUAGCCCUCACAUUGCAAAUGAAACCAUGUAUCCUCUUUACAACAAAUACCACUUCUGUCAAUACAGCUUCCUGCACUUUUAAGCCAUCAACAGCACGAAAACUAAUAUUUUUUAAUCUAAAUAUUUAUUUUAAAGCCCUAAAUCAGUAGAAAUGUUUGUUUUUAUUUUCUUCCUUUAUCUUUUUACCUGUAUUUCCUGAUUUUACUCUUGUUUUUUUUUAAAUUCCUUAUUUCAGAUUUUUUUUAAUUAAAGUUAUUUCAGAUUAUUUUAAAUGAAGAAUCUGUACAUGGCCAUCCUUUUGCUACAUGGAGAUUUUUUUUUUAGUAGUUUAUCUUUUCUGAUUAAAACUCCUGAACUUACAUUUUAUUUAUGUGCAAAAUGUAACCUAUUUGCUGCCAGAUAGACCAGUAAGUCUAGAUAAGAUGGGCCUUAGGCACCAAUGGGAAUAUACAAUAUAUUAUUUGAUAUGGGACCAACCUACUAUAAAUUAAACAGAUCUUACCAGUUUACAAAGAUUUUACAUUAUUUAACAUUUAUAUUAUGUCUGUAUUUAAAUUCUUUACUACAUGUAUUGCCUAGAGUUUAGGAAAGCUAAAAAACUAUGAACAUUUUGUAUAUAUUGGGUGCUUUAUGCUUUUAUUUCCACCAUUACAGUAUUACAUAUUUGACUUAUUUCACAUAAAGUAUUGUAUGUGUGUUUUGUUGACAUUGCUGUUCAGAUCAGUAGAGGAUGCAAAUUCUAUAUGGAUACUUUUUGGUUUCAUGGUUCGUUAGCAUAUCUCUAAUAUAGAUGUAUAUAUACACACACACAAUAACCCAACGGCUGGCAGAAUGGGUUUAAAAACUGCCUAUUGAAGUUAACACAAUUUGUGAUCAAUGAGCAUGAAAAAUGGCUUUGUUUACUUAUAUGCCAAAUUGUCUUGGCAAAAAGUACCUUUUCCCCCCAAAAAAUGUACCUUGUGCACCAUUAGAACAUGACAACCGUUAUUUUUGGUUUUUUUGAAUAAUUAUUUCACUUCGUACAAUUAUGUGAUCAAGGUAACAAGCAAAACCUAUAGUCACAUGAUGCAUUUACAACAAUAUGGGGUUGUUGUAUUGUAAUUUCAGUACCAGGCAUUUGUCAUUUAAAUAAUGCUUAACAUGAAUUCUGCAAAUAUAAGAGAGAUAAUACCUCUUUAUAGUAAUUAUUUAGGAGCAUUCAAUCAUACAUCAGAUUUUGCUUGUUCUCCUUCACCUUGUACACAUUUAUGGUUUCAACCCUUAAGCUGCCUUAGGAAUAUGUAAUAUCUGUCAUUAUAAAACAAACCACAAAUGAUUCCAAAAUAGCUGCUCUUUUUCCAGAACUGAACAGGGUAUGAACUAAUGUUUCUAGUAAAUGCAUUAACAUUUACAAGUAAUUACACUCUCUGAAAUGUGGUGUGUGGGCUUACACAAAAUGUCUUGUCGUGUAAUACCUAGAUCUUAUCUUAAAACCUUUUUUUUUUUUUUACAAACUCCCAAUUCCCUUAUCAACCUGAAAAUAGCAAUACACAAGUCCCUUAAAAGUGACCUUACAUCAUUUAACGGCCAGAAAUGUCAACUCAAUGUCAUUGAUUAGUCUCGUAGAGAGCAGUCAGUAUUUUUUCUUUUAAAAUGUUGCCAUUUAAAUUAACAACUCAACUAUUUGAUUUUCCAGAAGUUGACAUUUUAGGUACUGGCAAGAUUCAUCUAAUCUCCAAUGGGAAUAUCGGGGAAUUAUAUUCAGUAAUUUGCACAUGGGUCCUUGCUAGAAUGCUGUAGAUAGGUAUAAUACUUUUCAAUGUGGUCUAUAAAAAUUCACUAGAACAUUUUAAACCAUUCUGUAAAUGCUUUCAUUUUUUUUCGUACAUUCCAGAUAUUCAGCCAACAAAUUAAUUUUAAAUAAAGUUACAAAUUCUUUUUAUACUUGACGAUAAUGUAUGAGAGUGCACUGCUUACAGAUUUUUCAGCCCUGCAACGUGGUAUUUCAAUAGAAUUGUAGGUGUUUGUGAAUCAUUAAUAUGUGUUUGUUAUUAAAGCACCUUUAUUGUAAAGUUAUUUCUGUCCAAAACCGUUUUUGAAGUAAUCAUGCUGGGGAAGAAAUGAUUAGGCUGUAUUUCACUGAGAGAUGGUUUUAUCUGUUUGCAUUAACUUUUAAUACAGUAUCAGACUAUAAACUACUUAUGUACAUUGUAUGAAAAUUGCUUUUAAAAUGUAAAGUUUUUAUUUUACCCCUUCAAAAUUUACAAUUUUUUUUUCCCCCUGGUCAUUUUACUUAUAAAGGGACAUUAAAAUCAUUUUUUUCCCCUUUGUGCUUCUAAAAUAAAUCCUUUUAAUACAUUUUGCAGUUUUCCUUUCCUGAUGCACGUGUGCUGCAAAGUAUGUAUUUUUUUGUUCCUCAUAAACUGCUUUACUGUAACCGGUUUCAUAAGAAAAUAAACGGUUAAAAUAAUUCUCUUUUAUAUGCGCAAAAAAAAUAAUAAUCUAAUGUCUCUUUAAGAAGUCUAAUUUUAUUUUAAAGUGAUUUACAUUCAUUGUAAUCAAACCACUUUUCACAAACACACGGUAUAGAAUUUCAUCGGUUUAAUGUAGUAAGUACAUUAAAUUAUGGGCAUUUUUAAAAUGCACUGUUUUAAAUGAAUUACAAGGAUUGUGUUAAAUAUGUUUUUUUUUAUUGAAGCUGGUCUACAUUUAUUGAAAUUAAACCAACUUGUGUAAAUAUUUUAUUUUGAAAAUGUGUAUGAAAUAAAUAAUUUGAAAACCUA
This is a messenger RNA of Bombina bombina (fire-bellied toad), 8344 nucleotides long. RefSeq names its product phosphatidylinositol-3,4,5-trisphosphate dependent Rac exchange factor 1 (gene PREX1). Gene Ontology annotation, molecular function: guanyl-nucleotide exchange factor activity; protein binding. The transcript is spliced from 40 exons. Gene Ontology annotation, biological process: intracellular signal transduction. The record is from RefSeq and is a predicted model, not a curated record. The coding region runs from base 314 to 5248 and encodes 1644 amino acids. NCBI's taxonomy places the organism in Eukaryota, Metazoa, Chordata, Amphibia, Anura, Bombinatoridae.